AUGCCUUCCACCUUCUGUCCAAACACUAUUGCUGAGCUGCUAAGGCCAACUCAAUCGGCCAGUUCGUCUCAGCAGAGUGCACAGGACAACGAGGCACUAACGAUAAACGGCUAUGUACGGACGGUGCGCAAGCAAAAACGCAUCGCAUUCGCUGCUAUAGGCGACGGCUCGACUUUGCAAACAGUCCAGGCCGUCCUGCCUCCUCAACUAGCAGAAGGGUCAGUAGCUCCCUUUAGAACACUCUGCCAAGGCCAAUCCCAUGAACUUCAAGUCAACCACGUGCGAAUAUUGGGAGAGAAUGAUGCCACAACCUACCCAAUCCAGAAGAAAUACCAAACACCCGAAUUUUUGCGCACACUCCCACAUCUCCGAAGUCGACUACCAAUUAACUCGCUUCUCUUGCGGCUGAGAUCGCUAGUCACUGCACAAGUGACCAACUACUUUGCGGAACAUGACUUCAUUCAGUGCCAUCCACCAAUCAUCACCUCCUCCGAUUGCGAGGGCGCAGGAGAGGUGUUCACUGUGGCGCCUGGAGCACCUUCUUCAGCAGACAAAAGCUCUUCGAAUCAGGUCAAAAAGCAAGAAGACAUGUUUUUCGGUUCCCCCAAGUAUCUGACGGUCUCCAGUCAGCUUCACCUAGAGGCUUUAGCUCAGUCAGUAAACAAGGUCUGGGCCUUGUCUCCAACAUUCCGAGCCGAGAAGAGUGAUACAGCCCGUCAUCUUAGCGAGUUCUACAUGCUGGAAGCAGAAUUAGCUUUCACAGAGGAUGUGAAUGUCGUCAUGGAUGUUGUGGAAAAUAUGCUGCGUUCCGUUGCGUUGAAAUUACAAGAGUCGGUUGUAGGUCAAGAACUUCUCGAGGCACGAGCACGAGACCAGGACCAAGAGAGCACAUCCGUGUCGCACACUGUCCUCGCACAACGGUGGCAAGGGCUGGUAGCGGGGCCAUGGCCUCGAACCACCUAUGCGGCCGCAAUACAGCACCUUAAAGACGCAGUGGCUCAGGGCAAGGCGGAUUUUGAGUAUGCACCUGGUCAUGAAGAUGGUCUCCAGACCGAGCACGAACGAUUCUUGGCUGAGAGCUUGGGACGCGGUGGACCCGUAUUCAUCACUGAUUAUCCACGUAACAUCAAGCCUUUUUACAUGGCGCCGUCAAAUGACCCGACAGCUGACAACCCGGCCACCUCGACCGUCGCAUGCUUCGAUCUCCUUGUACCUGAGAUCUGUGAACUGGUCGGGGGCUCUAUGCGUGAACAUCGACUAGCAGAACUCUUGCAAUCCAUGGACGAACAUGGUCUUCAACAAGCGCCGGAUAGCACUACCGACGCAUCAGACGGCUCCCUGCAGUGGUAUGUGGAUCUCCGCCGAUACGGCAGUGUACCGCAUGGAGGCUUUGGUCUAGGGUUCGAUCGACUCCUGUGCUACCUCGCUGGUGUAUCUAACAUCAGGGACGUAGUCAGCUUUCCCCGGUGGUACAAGCGGUGCGAGUGUUGA
This is a messenger RNA of Alternaria conjuncta, 1491 nucleotides long. RefSeq lists its product as uncharacterized. The record is from RefSeq and is a predicted model, not a curated record. The transcript has 4 exons. Bases 1 to 1491 code for a protein of 496 amino acids. Gene Ontology annotation, molecular function: ATP binding; asparagine-tRNA ligase activity. Gene Ontology annotation, biological process: asparaginyl-tRNA aminoacylation. Gene Ontology annotation, cellular component: mitochondrion. Lineage: Eukaryota; Fungi; Ascomycota; Dothideomycetes; Pleosporales; Pleosporaceae.